AUUUGUCUUGUCUUUUUUAGUUGACACAUCGUUGAAAAAGUGUCUGGUCGCUUUAAGUGUUUUGAUUUGAUGUUAUAAUGAUAUUAUUUUCGGUUGAUAAUUGUUAGUUUAUGUGGGUUGAUUAUCAUUGUUGAGUUCUUUGAUCAAUAAGACUAAGUAAUGUACUGUGCACUGAUCACUUUGUGAAAGUACACUAUGCUUGGAAAUGGAGUUGUUGGGAUCCUCUCCGAGUCUGUGAAUAAGUGGGAAAGAAGGGUACCUUUAACCCCAUCACACUGUGCUCGGCUUCUAAAUGGAGGCAAGGAUAAAACUGGGGUGGCCCGCAUAAUUGUGCAGCCAUCGACAAAACGAAUCCAUCAUGAUGCACUAUAUGAGGAUGUUGGUUGUGAAAUAUCAGAGGAUUUGUCAGAAUGUGGUCUUAUUGUGGGUGUUAAGCAACCAAAGAUAGAGAUGAUUUUUCCUGAUAGAGCUUAUGCCUUUUUUUCUCAUACCCACAAGGCUCAGAAAGAAAACAUGCCAUUGUUAGAUAAGAUCUUAGCAGAGAAGUGUUCCCUGUAUGACUAUGAGCUUAUUGUUGGAGACCACGGGAGAAGACUGCUUUCAUUUGGUAAAUUUGCUGGUAGAGCAGGCAUGACUGACUUUCUGUCUGGACUAGGACAGCGGUAUUUAGGUCUUGGAUAUUCGACACCUUUCCUCUCGCUAGGCGCCUCACAUAUGUAUACUUCCUUGGCUGCUGCAAAGUCUGCAGUAAUUUCUGUGGGUGAAGAGAUAGCAACUUUGGGAUUGCCAUCAGGAAUCUGUCCUCUAGUCUUUAUAUUCACUGGUUCAGGAAAUGUCUCUCUUGGUGCACAAGAAUUAUUUAAGCUGCUUCCUCAUGUUUUUGUUGAACCAAGCAAACUUCCUGAAAUAUUUGCAAAGGCUAACGAUUCCUCUCAACCUAAAUCAAAGAGAAUCUUCCAAGUAUAUGGUUGUUUUGUGACUAGUGAAGACAUGGUCGAACAUAAAGAUCCAGCAAAAAGAUUUGACAAAGCAGAUUAUUAUGCACAUCCAGAACACUACAACCCCGUUUUCCAUAAAAAGAUAGCACCGUAUGCAUCUGUUAUUGUCAAUUGCAUGUACUGGGAGAAAAGAUUUCCUCGCUUGUUGAGUACCCAGCAGCUUCAAGAUCUAAUGAGGCAAGGAUGUCCACUUGUUGGAAUUUCUGAUAUAACUUGUGAUAUAGGGGGCUCAAUAGAGUUUGUCGACCAAUCCACAUCAAUCGAUUCACCUUUUUUCAGAUAUGAUCAUCUGAAUAAUUCAUACCAUCAUGAUAUGGAGGGCAAUGGUGUGAUAUGCUUAGCUGUUGAUAUUCUUCCAACAGAGUUUGCGAAAGAGGCUUCCCAACAUUUUGGAGACAUACUGUCUGAAUUUAUCGGCAGUUUAGCUUCUACAAUAGACAUCAAAAAGUUGCCUUCACACUUAAGCCGAGCAUGCAUUGUCCACAGGGGAGCACUUGCAUCCUUAUACGAAUAUAUUCGACGUAUGCGAAAUUCUGAUUCUGAAGAUACAGUGGAUAAUCAUGGAAACAGCCCGUCAAAGAAAAAGAAGAAUUACAAUAUAUUGGUAUCUCUGAGUGGUCACUUAUUUGAUCAAUUUCUAAUAAAUGAGGCUUUGGAUAUUAUUGAAGAUGCGGGUGGCUCCUUCCACUUGGUUAAGUGCCAAUUGGGUCAGAGUAUUGGUGCUACAUCAUACUCGGAACUCGAAGUUGGAGCAGAUGAUGGAGCAGUUCUGGAUCAAAUUAUUGAUUCUUUAACCUCUCUGGCUAAUCCAAAAGAAAAUAAUGGAAUCCAAAGUAAGAAAGGAAAUGGGAUAUCCCUAAAGGUUUCUAAGGUUCAGGAGAGUGGCCUUAAGAAGGAAUCUGAGACAAAAAGUACGAGUGCAGUUCUGAUUAUUGGUGCAGGCCGUGUAUGCCAACCAGCUGCCGAACUGUUGGCAUCAGUUGGAAGCAUUUUGUCUCGUCAAUGGCUUAAAACGUGCAUGGAAAAUAAUUUUGAAGGGCAUUGUAUUCAAGUUCUUGUUGGAUCUCUCUUCCGUAAGGAUGCAGAAGAGAUUGUUGAAGGUAUUCCAAAUGCGGUAGCAAUACAGCUUGACGUGAUGAAUCGUGAAAGUCUUCACAAGUACAUCUCAGAGGUUGAGAUUGUUAUAAGUUUGCUGCCUGCAAGUUUCCACAUUCACGUAGCAAAUGCGUGCAUUGAGCUUAAAAAACAUCUUGUCACUGCUAGCUAUGUUGAUGAUUCCAUGUCAAAGCUAAAUGAGAAGGCCAAGAGUGCCGGUAUAACAAUUCUUGGUGAGAUGGGCUUGGACCCAGGGAUAGAUCAUAUGUUGGCAAUGAAGAUGAUCAACGAAGCACGUGCUCGAAAAGGAAAAAUUAAGUCCUUCACUUCUUUCUGUGGGGGCCUUCCAUCUCCAGCAGCUGCUAAUAAUCCACUAGCAUACAAAUUCAGUUGGAGUCCUGCAGGAGCAAUACGAGCUGGGCGCAACCCUGCCACAUAUAAAUCUCAGGGUGAAAUUCUAAAUGUUGAUGGGGACAAUCUUUAUGAUUCAGCAGUCAGAUUUCGGGUUCCAGAUCUUCCAGCUUUUGCAUUGGAGUUACUUCCUAAUCGUAACUCUUUAGUUUAUGGAGAUUUGUAUGGCAUAGCAAAUGAAGCGUCAACCAUCUUUCGAGGAACAUUUCGGUAUGAAGGAUUUGGCAAAAUUAUGGGGACACUUGCAAGAAUUGGUCUUUUUAGUGCUGAAGCUCAUCCAAUUCUUAAAAAUGGAAAGCGGCCAACAUUCAGAAUGUUCCUAUGUGAAAUUCUAAAAGUUGAUAGUAAAAAUAUGGAUGAAACUUUAAAAGAAGAGAAGGGCAUAUCGGAAAGGAUUCUCUCACUUGGAUUUUGCAAAGAGCAGGAAACAGCAACAAGUGCAGCCAAAACUAUAGUAUUUCUGGGGCUUAAUGAGCAGACAGAUAUUCCUGAAUCCUGUCAGAGUGCAUUUGAUGUCAGCUGUCUUCGCAUGGAAGAAAGACUAGCCUAUUCUAACACAGAGGAGGAUAUGGUGCUUUUACAUCAUGAAGUAGAGGUAGAAUUUCCAGAUGGCAAGGCAACGGAGAAGCAUAGGGCCACUUUAUUGGAAUUUGGGAAAACAAAGAAUGGGAAAAUGAUUUCUGCCAUGGCCCGAACUGUUGGUAUUCCAGCAGCCGUAGCAGCUCUGCUCCUACUCGUAAACAAGAUAAAAACAAGAGGUGUCCUGCGACCCCUUGAACCAGAAGUAUAUGUCCCAGCAUUGGAUAUUUUGCAAGCUUAUGGAAUCGAUUUGGGGGAGAAGACUGACUGACAAUUUUUUAGACUACCUUUGUCACUUUUAACCCCUACAGAUAGAGACUUCCAAAACCAGAAUCAAGCUAUGCUAUGUUGUUAAAAGUAAUUGCAAGUGAAUAGUAUAGUUGACCAAAGCAAAGCCAGAAUCACUUGGGGCCUGUGGAUGGCGAAGGCAUCACAAAGUACCUGACAAGCACUCAAUUGGAAGGCUUUGUGAAUGUAACCAUACGUGGGCUUUCCUGUUAAAUAAAUAUCAGUGCUUGUUUUAAGUAAUAUUUAUCACAUACCUCACAACAAUACUGUGACCAUUUCGUGCUUGAAAUUAUGAUGAGCUGCAAGGGCCUUGAAAUUCAGCCACUUUAAAUUGAUAUGCAAACCUUCAG
Pistacia vera is the source of this 3721-nucleotide messenger RNA. Its product is annotated as alpha-aminoadipic semialdehyde synthase. The coding region runs from base 196 to 3354 and encodes 1052 amino acids. Gene Ontology annotation, cellular component: cytoplasm. The record is from RefSeq and is a predicted model, not a curated record. The transcript has 25 exons. Lineage: Eukaryota; Viridiplantae; Streptophyta; Magnoliopsida; Sapindales; Anacardiaceae. Gene Ontology annotation, molecular function: saccharopine dehydrogenase activity.